GAGAGACGCCGGGUCAACGCGCCAGGUAGCAACGCCUCGGGACAGCCGUCGACGUUUCCCUUCGUCGCCGUCUUCGUCCUUGCCAUAUCAACCACACGGGGUUGUGCCUCGUCUCUAAAACGACGACUCCAAGGGUGACUGCAAUCAUGGGGUUCUUUGACGGAAGUUUCGUUCUACUCGCGGCCACGAUCGUCCUGCUUCCCGUCACGCACAUAGCUCCGUUUGCAUACGCUGCGCAAACUGUCCCAGGUGGUCCCAUGUUGGGAGGAGACGUGAACAUCUCCGCAAUAUUGGAUUCAUUUUCCGUUAGUUACGAUAAAAGAGUAAGGCCGAACUACGGAGGUCCCCCUGUGGAAGUCGGUGUCACCAUGUAUGUCCUCAGCAUCAGCUCCGUAUCCGAGGUGUUGAUGGACUUCACGUUGGAUUUUUACUUCCGACAAUUCUGGACGGACCCGCGACUUGGGUUCAAGCAACGACCGGGCGUCGAGACGCUCAGCGUCGGUUCGGAGUUCAUCAAGAAUAUAUGGGUACCCGACACCUUCUUCGUCAACGAAAAACAAUCGUACUUUCAUAUUGCUACCACCAGCAACGAGUUCAUUCGUAUUCACCACUCAGGCAGCAUCACGCGUAGCAUACGCUUAACAAUUACAGCAUCGUGUCCCAUGAAUUUGCAGUAUUUUCCGAUGGACCGACAAUUGUGCCAUAUUGAGAUCGAAAGUUUCGGAUACACGAUGAGGGACAUCCGGUACAAGUGGAAUGAGGGACCGAACAGCGUCGGCGUCAGCAACGAGGUCUCCCUGCCUCAAUUCAAGGUCCUCGGUCACCGUCAACGUGCCAUGGAGAUUAGUCUUACCACCGGGAAUUACUCGCGGCUGGCCUGCGAGAUCCAAUUCGUACGGUCGAUGGGCUACUACCUGAUCCAGAUCUACAUACCCUCGGGGCUGAUUGUCAUAAUAUCGUGGGUGAGCUUUUGGCUAAACCGAAACGCGACCCCCGCUCGGGUGGCCCUCGGAGUAACCACUGUGCUCACUAUGACGACUCUAAUGUCCUCGACGAACGCAGCGCUACCAAAGAUCUCCUACGUCAAGUCCAUCGACGUCUAUCUGGGCACCUGCUUCGUCAUGGUCUUUGCCUCGUUGCUCGAAUACGCUACGGUGGGCUACAUGGCGAAGAGGAUUCAGAUGCGAAAGAAUCGAUUCCAAAAGAUAGCUGAGAGCAUGAAGGCCGCGAGCGAAAACCCGGGACCGCCGCGCGUGCCUGGCGAUCACGGGGAACACGCGCCUAAGCAAACUGAGGUGCGGUUCAAGGUGCACGACCCGAAGGCACACAGCAAAGGUGGGACACUUGAGAACACAAUAAACGGUCGCGCCGAUGAAGAAGCGGCGGGCGCGCCGCAACAUAUUAUUCAUCCUGGCAAAGACAUCACCAAGCUCUACGGUAUGAGUAGACCAUGCAUCACGCCGUCGGACAUCGACAAGUAUUCUCGCAUCGUGUUCCCGGUGUGCUUCGUAUGUUUCAACCUGAUGUACUGGAUCAUUUACCUUCACAUCAGCGAUGUAGUCGCGGACGAUCUCGUGUUCCUCGAAGAGGCCAAGUAAACGGGCAGCGUCGUCGGCUCCGAAGCAAGAAGGACGCGGAGAGAACAAAAGUGCUCGCAGAGCAGAGCAUUCGCACGAGGAAUAUAAAGCGAGAAUUGAUCUGCAUGCACAAAAGCGAAAAACGGUUCGAGAAGAAGAAUCGAGGUAACACGCUCAAUGAAUUACUCGAGACGGAAGGAGUAAAAGCGAACGACAAACGAGACAGCCGCGCCAGCUCCGGGAAAAGUGUGCAUUCGAAACGCACGAACGCGCUGUUAGAUCCAUCGAGAGAAAGAGGGAGGGAAAGAGAGAUAGAGAGAGAGAGAGAGAGAGAGAGAGAGAGAGAGAGAAAGAGAGAAUACGGUAACCACUUCUCUCUUCAUGGUUAAGCACAAAUGGAGCCGCAAAAUAUAUACAGCCUUAUAAAUCUGAGAGUAAAAUUACUGCGCAAUCAUUGGAAAUAAUAAUAGAGCAGACGCGGCUGACCAACAUACGUUCUAAUUAAACCCCAUUGCGUGACUAUCGGCUAAGAGGAAAACACUUGUUCAGAAGUUCAAUCGGCGAUCGGAUUUGCGUAAGUCUCGAUUAUGUUGUUCUCUACGAAGCGUCUUCGUUAAAGACUUGGUACAUAUAUAUGAGCAUUGUGUGACGCGUGAUAGAUAGAAAUAUAUAUCGCAAAGAAAACGGACAGGAGCUCAAUCUCAAAUACGAAAAUCCACAAGCAUAUAUACAUUUAAAAACACAUUGCCAGUCUAGUUACCUCCUCUAGAUCUUAAACAGAGAAAGAAAUACCUUGGAUAUAAACACUUGUCAAUUUAGCCACCAUUAUAUAGUUAACUAAUGCUAAGAAUAAUGUACCGCGUGAGACGAAACAAGUACGCAGCGACGAUUCAAUUCAAGAGCGGUGAAAAAAAGAAAAAAGUAAAUAAGAUUAUCGACGUUUAUAUCGAGAGCGAGAGGACGAAUCGUCGCUCUAACACUGUCGAUAGACAUAGCAUUCAAGUGCGAACGAAAGAAACGUAGCGGAAAUUGCGUGGCAGCAUAUGUGUAUGUAUACGCAUGCAUGCGAAUGAGCGAGAGAAUAAAGCGAAUGAUCGCGAGCAAAAUUAGUUAAUAUGUGUGAGAACGCGCGCGCAAGAAAAACGAAGAACCAAAGGAGAUGGACCGGGAGAAAAUUCCAAACGAAGAUAAAUGUUAUAUACAUGUCGGAGACUAGUAUGAUUUAUUAUUUAAGUGUAAGUACAUAUACAUUAACUCAUGAGCGCAUGCGUACGCAACUGUGUUUAAGUAUCGCGCGCAUAUCUUAUAUUAGACACGUGCGUGCACACGUGCGUACAAAGAACGUUAACAGACGUUGAGCGGCUACGCAACAUCCAGAUGGAGGUGAAAACAAGAUAAAAGAUAUAAAGUACAGAAGAAAGAAAACACAAGGAUGCAACGAAAGCUACUUCUCGGUUCUGUGUACGAAACAGAGCAGCGUCUCAUCAUAUUCGCGUUUGUUUGAAUUACGGCCAAGUACAACUCACAUCGCUUUCUCUCUUUCUCUUUCUCUUUCUCUCUCUUUUUCUCUCUCUCUCUCUCUCUCUCUCUCUUUCUCUUAUUUUUUUUAUGUAGCGUGUUUAUUUUUUAUAGUGUUUUUUCACAAAUAUUUUUUCAACGUAGAGCAUCGCCGCUAUUAAUGCAAUCGAGCAAUUCUCGUCUCGGAUCGUUUCUGUGUACGUGCGUGUGCACGUGGCUCAAUCUGGAAUACUCUUAAUUCAUAGUCGCGACUAUUAACGUAGGGAAACUCCUGGGACAUAAUAGGCGAAUGUAUAAAUCGAAACGUAAAUACUACCAUAAUCGACUCAAAUAUCUGAUUAAAUGAUGCACCAAGGCGGAAAACCGAUUUGACACUUGGUUCGAGAUAUUUUAAAAAUAAAAUAAAGUUUUUUCCUGAAGAGAUCAACAAUUAUUACGCAUAACUUAUUAUAGUAUUUAUAAAUGUGUUGCAAUUGAAACACACACAUAUAUGAACAUUUUGAAAUUACUUAUAAUUAUAAAAGACAAAGACACAACCGUGAUUAUUGUAUCUUGUUUUCUUUCGGAAUGUUUGUCUAAGAAGUUUCAGGAAAUACAUUAUGUUUUGUUGUUUAAGCACCGUUUUGUCAAUUACCGUUGAUUACACAAUGUUCUACUUCUUUCUUUUAGAUGCGCGUUCGCUUCUCGCGCAGUACCUAAUCUAUUACGGAUCAUCAAUCACUUUACAAAAAGUUUUCAAAACUUACUACUUCUUUUCUUCGCGCAUUCCCCCUACACAAGUUGUUUCAAUAGUUAAACAUCCCCUUUCUCUCUUUUUCGCAACAUAAUUAAUUUUUUCUUAGAAAAUAUUAAACUAAAUAUUCUACGCAUGUAUUUUGUUUUAAUUAUCGUUAUUACACAUCUUUCGAUGUGACUCAACUUUUCGAAAGAGAUAAGUUUUUAUUAACUAACUAGUUUAAACCAACUUUUCGAAUUAAUGAAAAAUAAGCUUCAUCACUUACCUUUUAUUUUUUGUGUGUCGACAUAAAUCUAAACUUCUUGUAAAACGCCUGCUAAAAAUUAAAAAUAAUUAAGCAUCGUUUCUUGUGUCAAUUUUCUGAUACUCGUAACUCAGGGAAAACAUGUGAGAAACUUGUGAAACAGUACAUAUAUACACAAACUCCCUUUUUGUUUGGCCUUCUAUCUUGCCCUUCUGACUCGGCGGCUGACUACAAGCUGGGUCGUGGAAGCUUGCCAUUCAGGAUAUCGACCAGCUGACACGCCCAUCCCUACCUUCCGACUCUUCGCCAUCAUUUCUACGUUGUCGCUCUCAUCUUCUCUCUAUUCUAUUUUUUGAUCUUCUAAUUCUAUUUUGUGAUCACCGAACAUAGCCGUCCGUUUAACAAAUCAAAUUAAUAAGAAGCGCCUUAUAUUUUGUUAGUACUUUUAGCAAGAAAAAUUUUUUCUCAAAAUGGCUAAUUCUCCAAAUCUGCCUUGGUGCAUUUACUCGCUUCAGAUAUCCACGAGAAAUGAACGAGGAACGGUCAUCAAUUGCGAGCAUCGCGUUCGAGUGGUACAAACGCACAUAAUAGUAUGGUUUUCGUUAUUAAAUAACUUCAAUCAUUAUAUAUAUAUUAAGAAUUACCAUAAUUUACAAUUAUGACUUUAUUCUUAACGAUGUUUUCAUAUUUAAUAACCGCGUGUAAGAAUUGUAAAGAUCGAAAUAAGAAAAUGUAUGAACAACAACAGACAUCAAAAGUACGCAAAAGUUAUAUUAUUUUUGUUUAUAUCGAUGUGCAGGCUUUAAAUGCAAAAAUACUUACGUUACAAUUAAAUAUAGUUUCCUAAUAACGAGAUUCCAGCUUUCUUUGUUUCGUUGAACAUUGACGCACUUAAAUAUUUUCACAUAUUUGCAAGAAUUUAGCGACAACGAUUGUUCACUACGCAAUUCAACCAUCGUAAUUUUUGUUUGCACAAUAACUUCUCGGUGGCGAUUUAAAACUCCGGCUUUUCCGAGAGCGCUCGACGUUCGCGGUUUUUUUGCAAUUGCGGUCACGCGACAAUGCAAAUAAUGAUUCGCGCCAGUUGUCGUGCAUGAGGAAGACGUAAAUCGCGUGUCCAACCCUCGUUCGUUUCUUUCUUCGACUGCGCUCGGCUACAUAAUAUAUAAGUAUUGAUACACUCUUCCACUCGUCCGCCUCAACUGGAAGCAUUAUAUGCAAUUUAUAUAAAACUACAUUCGUUAUCUAUUCGGAAUUUUUAUUAUAUACAGAAAGAGAAAGAUAAAGAAGAGAAGGAGGAAGAGAGAGGAUAUGACUUGUUUUAUUAUGUGAUAUAUUCUAUGGUAGUUUUAUGCAUUUAUUCGACUCUAUGAUAUCAGGAGCCUAUUGUUUACGCUAAAUCCUUAAGCAAGACACACAUUAAGAAAAUUGGCGUGUCCACGAGCAAAGAAAAAACCUCUUUCUUAAGUAGAAAGUGGUCAAAUAUAAAAGUGCAAAAUAACAUGCUUAAAUAACGUAAGAAUCACUAAUGAAGUUGCGUUCGGAAACACUAUUCGUGCACAGGAGCGUUAUUCUAUCUUUGUUUUAUAUCUAAUGAGUGAUAAGUCUACAUGCAGCUUGAAUUAAAAUAAUUAACGAUAAAAAGAUGAAAAGAUACACGUACUUGAUACGAUGCAACACAUAAUGACGUUUUAAAAUUGUAUAAUAUAAUUGAAUAAAUAAUUUUCAAUCUUCGCGCUUAAAUAGUGAGUCUUUCGAAAUUUGAUUUCGUUUGUUUGCGUUAAUUAACUAUUCGAUAUAUGAUUAUCCUUAUAUUGGAUAUUUAUAAACUGUAAAAUGAAACACUUACAAUGUAAAGAUGUAAUCGUAAAAGAUGUAUGUGAUGCAUCGUAGAGAAGAUGCGCCAAUUUGUUGGAAAAAGAAAAAUAUGUGUGACAACACCUGAUCAUGAUUAUUAUACUGAGUCUAAUUGAAAUUAUAUUAUUAUAUCUUUAUCAUUAUCUUUGUUAUCGUUAACAUUAUAUAUAAUCGUUUUAAAGCGACAUUAUGAUAAUCAUUAUCCUCUGGCAGGAUAAAAAUAAUAUACCUUGCGUUAUUGGCGGGCAUUUAAUCGCGUAUAACCAUGUACACAUUACCAAAUAAAGUAAAUCGUUAUAUAUAUAUAUAUAUAUAUAAAAUGCAAAAACAGCACCACCGAUGUGCGGGAAUCACGGAAUUAAUGAAAAAGACGAAAAAAGAGAAACAAAGCUAUUACUAUUAUAUAAAUCGAUCAUCUUGUAAAUACGAGUUUUAUACAGAGCAUUGUAUUCGUUAAAGAGAGAGUACUUAUUGCAAAAUAAUAUAUCUAUAUAUGUAUAUAUAUAUAUA
This is a messenger RNA of Pseudomyrmex gracilis, 6442 nucleotides long. It is a transcript of the gene Rdl, whose product is annotated as gamma-aminobutyric acid receptor subunit beta. Gene Ontology annotation, molecular function: neurotransmitter receptor activity; GABA-A receptor activity; chloride channel activity. Gene Ontology annotation, cellular component: neuron projection; synapse; membrane. The coding region runs from base 147 to 1598 and encodes 483 amino acids. Lineage: Eukaryota; Metazoa; Arthropoda; Insecta; Hymenoptera; Formicidae. Gene Ontology annotation, biological process: chloride transmembrane transport; regulation of membrane potential; signal transduction. The transcript has 10 exons. The record is from RefSeq and is a predicted model, not a curated record.